Paramormyrops kingsleyae is the source of this 3085-nucleotide messenger RNA. The record is from RefSeq and is a predicted model, not a curated record. NCBI's taxonomy places the organism in Eukaryota, Metazoa, Chordata, Actinopteri, Osteoglossiformes, Mormyridae.
AGCUUCGCAGUCAGCGGAGCCGCGCUCGGUGACGCAUCUGCAUCUAAGGGGCGCUUAUUUCUUACGUCAUUUUCAAGCGUCAGUUUCUAAAGGGGAUCGAAAAUAGUCAUUUCACACGAGAAACCAAAACGUAAGGUACAGUACAGAGUUGUAGGAGCAAUGGCAGUGAAGUCAGGAGAGGAGCGACUAAAGGAAAUGGAGGCUGAAAUGGCACUAUUUGAACAGGAAGUACUGGGUGGUCCAGUGCCUGUUCCUGGUGGCAGCCCAGCAGUGGUAGAGGCUGUGUCCGUCGCCCUUGCUGUGCCUGCCGUGCCCGUUGUCCGACCCAUCAUUGGGACCAACACUUACCAGCAGGUACAACAGAGUCUAGAGGCGAGGGCUGCCUUUGUGGGAACCCCACCCCCAGCCUUUGUUGGGCCAGCUGUUCCUCCAGUCAGGCCUUCUCCAAUGCGACCUGCAUUUGUUCCACACAUACUGCAAAGGGCAGGUAGUCAAAAAUUGCCCAUGAUGCGUGGACCUCCUCCCCAGGCUAUGAUGGCUCCGCCUUUACCCAGGCCACCUCCACCUCCCCCUAUGAUGAUGGCUCCCCCCAUGCCUGGCCCCCCUCAGCAUCACAUGGGUCCUAUGGGACCAAUGGGACACAUGGGCCCAAUGCCAUCGGUUGGAGGCAUGAAUCCAAUGGUGUCUGUUCCACCACGUCCUGUAGUCCAGGCCCCUCCCAAACUAACACCCACAGUUAUCCAGGCUGCCCCAACUGUCUACACAGCUCCUCCAGCACCCAAGAAACCUGACCUUCGCGCUCAGAGACAAGCGCGCAUGGAGGAGUUGGCAGCUUCAGUGGCAGAGCAGCAGGCAGCAGUAGUAGCAGCUGGUCUCCUAGAGGCGAAGAAGGAGUGCUCCACCACAGACGAGGCUGUCAUUGGCCCCAGUAUGCCGGAGCCUGAGCCCAUCCACACUGAGCCAGCAGAUGGUAGUGCUGAGGAAAAAAAGAAGGGAAAGCAGGAAAAGGUUAAGAAGUGCAUUCGCACAGCAGCUGGGAGCUGCUGGGAAGAUCAAAGCCUACUGGAAUGGGACACAGAUGAUUUCAGGAUCUUCUGUGGAGACCUGGGCAAUGAGGUUAACGAUGACAUCUUGGUGCGGGCCUUCAGCCGCUACCCAUCCUUCCUGAAGGCAAAGGUGGUGCGGGACAAGCGCACAGGCAAGACCAAGGGCUAUGGCUUUGUUAGCUUCAAGGACCCCAACGACUAUGUACGCGCAAUGAGGGAGAUGAAUGGCAUCCCUGGGGGAAGACAAAACUUCUGGCUUCAGACCGGCACUUGCAACUGCAGCGUGACUGAAGAGAGUUGAGGUUAGGGAUGAAAUGAUUACCUGUUUCAUGAUAAACCAUGAUGAAAUGCCCAAUGGAUAGUAUUACCAUCAAAUUUUAAUUAUCAAUAAAAGCAUGGUUGAUUGUCGUUUUGAAGUAUUCACAUUAAAUACUGUCCAGCAUUAACCAAAGGUAGCAACAGUCUCCCAGAUGCUGAUGCGCAGGUGAAGCAUGCAACUUGGGUUUGUUUUGUGUCAGUGGAAAUAUGCCAUAAGCCAGUUACAGCACUGCAGAGAUUUUUCAGCCUGAUAAGAGGAAUAAGUCUGAUGUGGUUGUAUUUUGGUUUUCAUCUUCAAGAUCAGCAUCCACUACUUUAUAAUGAAUGCAAGGUAAGUUAACUUUUAGCCCAGUGCUUGACGAUGGAACUUAGGAAUGGGGGGAAAGGGUCACAAUUUGUGUUUAACUUGCUAAUAGCUUGUGGGUAACAUUAACUGAAGCUUUCAGUGUUAGCUACUCUUGUUAAACACUACACUUUGCCAUUUGUGUAGUGGACCUGGCACCAUUUUGCUUCAGCCUCAAAGCUAGCUGAAUGCUCAUUUGCUGGUGAUGACCAAAACUACAUCCUAUGAAACAUUUCUGUUUUUUUGACCCCCACUAGAUGAUGCUCUUGGUUUGCUUUGGAUUCUUUUAUGAACAGAGAGCACCAUCUAAUGGGGUCAUAAAAUAUGGCAAAUUGAAAUCCCUUAAGUUGUAUUCUUGUCAACUUUUUCACCCCAAUGAGUUUGCAUACUUACUUCGCAUUUACCAUUUUCCUUCUGCUACCACUUCAACAGUGUACCAUAUACAUACAUGCAUGCAUGUGUGUAUACAUUGUUUGUUCAUUUAUGUUUGUUUUUCUUCCUAAGACAUUAAUUUGUAUGUCAGAAUUGUCAGUAAAUUCAACUGAUAAAAAUAAAUUCAAAUAUCUCCUAGAAGCAGUUUCUCCCAAGGUCAGUUAGAGGAUGCUGAGCCUUAUCUGUAGAUCAGAAACCAAGUUCAUUGCUCUGACAGAUGUUUCUCCAUACGCUCCUUCUCUCCAGGAAAAUACGUGGGAAGUCGUCCCAUUAAGCUGAGGAAAAGCAUGUGGAAGGAUAGGAAUCUGGAGGUGGUGCGAAAGAAACAGAAAGAGAAGAAGAAACUUGGGCUCAGAUAAGCUUGUUUCCUGCAGAUAUUGGGGUGUGUGUGUGUAUGUGUGUGACUUCAUUUCUAGGGUGCAGGACCAGACCUGUAUCAAGUUGUUGAAAAUAUCUCUUCACUGACCUAAUGUUACUUUUCUGUCAUCUGUGACUAUAGAUAUUAAAUUCUUUUAGGAUCUCCUUUGUAAAGUCAUUGUGAAUUUGUUCAUUGAUCUUCCCCUACAUUUAAUGAAUACAUUUUAUGUAAUCUUGACUUUUUUUUUAUCUCUAUGAAUAAGGGUUUUUCCCCCACAUUUCAAAACUUCACUCCCAUAAUAAUGAUUUGUUUGUUCUCAUUUUAAAGUUUAUUUUUGCAUUACUGUUAAUACAUUCAUUUGCCCUGUAAUUAUUUUCAGUUUGAAGAAAGCUUGGAUACGUUUUACUUUAUAUGAGAUUGGUUGCAUUACCUGUUGUUAAAACGUGAAAGAAGUUACUUUUUUAAAGAUCCAUAGACAUUGAAUACUUGGCAAAAUUAAUAAGCCUUUUUGUUUUGCUAUUUUGCAUUUGAAGUUCAUAGAAAGACCCCAAAAACAAGUCAAUAAAACUGAAUGUUUUUAAUAUCGUU